AUGUCUAAAGUCGAUAUAGAUUACGUUGUGCCUCCUCCAGAUGAAGAGGAAGAAUUAUUAGCAAAGAUUGUCUUUGGUGAUUCUUCUGAUUUUCAAGAGAAUCUAGCUAACUUUUCUGCCGAUUUUCUGUUAGGUGAGAAAGAGGAUGAAUUAGAUAAUAUGGCUGCAGAUGCAUCUGCUGAUGAUGAUAAUACAAGUGAUGAGGAUGAAGAAGCUGAAAUAGAACAUGUCAACGAUGACCAAUUGUUUUUCGUGGAUGAUGGUGAAAAUGAAAAUAACGAUGAUGACUCUAAGAUGGACAUUGAUGAAGAAGAAGGGAGCGGCAUUAUUUCUUCCGAUCAAGAAAGUUCCGAAGAUGAAGAUAGUGAUGCAUGGGAAGAUUCUGAUGAUGAAAGAUUAAAUGUUUCAGUGAUGGAUAAUAACAGAUCCAAAAAAUUAAGAAAUUCUUACAAUGACAAUGUAUUAUCUGGGAAACAAUAUGUUCGUAGAUUAAGAGCUCAAUUCGAAAAGAUAUACCCAAAACCGCAAUGGGUCGAUGAUGAGGAUUCCGAUUUGGAAGAACAUGGGGAUGAUAUGUCUGAUGACGAGAACAAUGAUGACAGAGAGGAAGUUAUUAACGCAGAUAUUCAUGCACUAUCCAAAAUUUUACAAAGCACUUACUCUUACAAGGAUACAACUCAAUCAAAGUUAUUACCUGUAAAAUCUUUAGACAUUCUGAGAUUGAAGGACGCCAAUAUGGCACAUCCAGCUCAAUCAGCUAUACAAUCUCUAUCGUUCCAUCCUACCAAACCUUUAUUAUUGACUGGUGGUUAUGAUAAAACCUUAAGAAUAUACCAUAUCGAUGGGAAACAUAAUCAUUUGGUUACUAGUUUGCAUUUGAAAAGUACACCAAUUCAAACUUGUACCUUUUAUGUAACACCACAGCAAAUCUCUAAAAAGAAACAACACCUAAUUCAAGAACAAAAAAUUUUCACUGGUGGUAGAAGGCGUUAUAUGCAUUCUUGGGACCUAUCAUCUUCUAUUAUAAAUUCAAGCAAUAAUAGUUCUAUCGCUAAAGUGGAAAAACUCUCAAGAUUAUAUGGUCAUGAAGCUACACAAAGAUCGUUUGAGAAAUUUAAACUAGCCCAUUACUAUAACACAAAGAAACAUGAAACACAUGGUAUCAUUCUAUUACAAGGUAAUAAUGGUUGGGUGAAUGUUUUGAACGCAACCUCAGGGAUUUGGAUGAUGGGUUGUAAGAUUGAGGGGACAAUUAUCGAUUUUUGUAUAGAUUACAAGCCUCUAUCAAACAAUACUUUCCGUACUAUCCUAAUAGCUACUAACACAUAUGGUGAAAUCUGGGAAUUCGAUUUAACUAAUAAUGGUUCAGUUUUAAGGAGAUGGAAGGAUGAAAGUGGUGUUGGUGUCACAUGUAUCCAAGUUGGUGGUGGUUCAAACUCUGCUCAUCUGAAUGGUUCUGGACUAUCACAUCAAACAGUCGCAUCAAAUAGAUGGUUGGCCAUUGGUUCAAGUAGUGGGUUUGUCAAUAUAUAUGAAAGAAGGAAUAGCGAUGAUCCUGAAGUAAUCCCAACCCUAGUAGGUACAAUGGAUCAAUUGACAACAUCGAUAUCCUUCUUACAAUUUUCUCCAGAUGGUCAAAUAUUAUGUAUGGCCUCUAGGGCUGUGAAAGAUGCUUUAAGAUUGGUUCACCUCCCAUCAUGUACAGUAUUUUCCAACUGGCCUACUAGUGGUACCCCUCUAGGUAAAGUAACAAGUGCUACUUUCUCUCCUCGUGGUGAAAUGUUGGCUGUUGGUACUGAACAAGGUAAGGUUAGAUUAUGGAGAUUGAAUCAUUACUAG
Maudiozyma barnettii is the source of this 1839-nucleotide messenger RNA. RefSeq names its product Utp18p (gene UTP18). Gene Ontology annotation, molecular function: protein binding. The transcript has a single exon. NCBI's taxonomy places the organism in Eukaryota, Fungi, Ascomycota, Saccharomycetes, Saccharomycetales, Saccharomycetaceae. Gene Ontology annotation, cellular component: Pwp2p-containing subcomplex of 90S preribosome; small-subunit processome. Bases 1 to 1839 code for a protein of 612 amino acids. Gene Ontology annotation, biological process: rRNA processing. The record is from RefSeq and is a predicted model, not a curated record.